Folsomia candida is the source of this 582-nucleotide messenger RNA. Its product is annotated as 60S acidic ribosomal protein P2. The transcript has 4 exons. Gene Ontology annotation, cellular component: ribosome; cytosolic large ribosomal subunit. Gene Ontology annotation, biological process: cytoplasmic translational elongation. Gene Ontology annotation, molecular function: structural constituent of ribosome. The coding region runs from base 162 to 500 and encodes 112 amino acids. NCBI's taxonomy places the organism in Eukaryota, Metazoa, Arthropoda, Collembola, Entomobryomorpha, Isotomidae. The record is from RefSeq and is a predicted model, not a curated record.
UGUGGGUUGGAUGAAGCAACGUGGCUCAGAACGUGGAGAAUCUCACCGGCAUUGGCAAAUUCUAUCCACGCUGAGCAGGUUUUGGACAGGAGGGUGAACAAAAGUUCUCUCAUUUUCAUCAAUUUACGGAAACUUUCCCAAAGCUUUACACAUUUAUAAAGAUGAGGUACGUUGCAGCUUACCUGUUGGCAGUCCUGGGCCAGAAAUCAGACCCCUCCGCCGGAGAUAUUGAGAAAAUCCUUAGUUCUGUUGGUAUUGAAGCAGAUAAGGAGAAGCUGCAAAAGGUCGUUUCCGAACUCAAGGGGAAAGUCCUAGAAGACCUCCUAAAAGAAGGUCAGUCGAAGCUCGCCUCCAUGCCAUCGGGAGGUGGUGCAGCAGCAGCCGCAGCCCCAGCCGCGGCCGCAGCUGGUGGCGGAGACGAGAAACCCAAGAAGGAGGAGAAGAAGAAGGAGGAAUCUGAAGAAGAGGACGACGACAUGGGUUUCGGCUUGUUUGACUAAGUUAAAUAGCUUAUGUAUUGUACAUCUUCUACUCGUGUAAUAAAAGAUUCCAACUUUACGAACUUGGAACAAUUUUUGAAAA